AUGCCCAGCAUAAUUUUGAGCUCGUCGGUCUUUCAGCAUAUGCUUAACCUCACAAAUGUCGCUUUUGGCUACCUCCUGUCAGGUGUCAUGUAUGCUGUCGCCGUCAGUAUUAGUUCUGCUCAGUUCGUGCAGUACACCAGGUCUGGUGGAAAAAUGUUUCUUUAUUUUGGCCGCUGGACUGUCCACCUUAGCGUCUGGAAGAAGAUAGGCUAUUUCAUCGAGCUUGGUGUUGUGCUAGCCCCAUCUCACUCCUCUGUUGUCUUGGAGCGCUUUGAUAUCCCUGGGAUUGAGUACUGCAAGGGCAUAGCCCGCAACAUGACGCUGAAUCCAGAACAUCUGGCCACUACUCCCUCUGGCAAAUGCAAUGACCUCCUUCUAGAUGGCUGGCUCUAG
Molecule: messenger RNA, 393 nt
Organism: Linderina pennispora
Lineage: Eukaryota; Fungi; Kickxellomycota; Kickxellomycetes; Kickxellales; Kickxellaceae
Exons: 1
Coding region: 1-393 (130 amino acids)
Source: RefSeq, a predicted model, not a curated record